This is a messenger RNA of Boeremia exigua, 879 nucleotides long. RefSeq lists its product as uncharacterized. The transcript has a single exon. The record is from RefSeq and is a predicted model, not a curated record. Bases 1 to 879 code for a protein of 292 amino acids. NCBI's taxonomy places the organism in Eukaryota, Fungi, Ascomycota, Dothideomycetes, Pleosporales, Didymellaceae.
AUGAAUCAGAACAUGGACACAUUCCGAUUUCUGGACCUUCCAAAAGAGCUCCGGCUGAUGAUUUACGACUGCAUCCCUUGCACAAAUGAUCACUUGACCUUAUCAAGACGCGAUUGGUCGUUCUUUGUCAAGAAGCAGCCACUCCACAGAGACCAGAACGCUGUGCACCGUGAUGUGGACUCCGAUAAACCCGUCAUUCUCGUUGUGCAGAUGCCUCAUGCAUCCAUACUUGCCACGUGUCGGAUGAUCCACGACGAGGCUCUCCCCAUCAUCACCAAAAGGCGGAACACACCACAGCUGAAAACGUUGAAGAUUUUGUGCGGCGCCGACUUCCUGGACGUGUUUUCACAGCAAGACGGCCUGCUCGACAUCAUCUUGAGUUGCGCUACAACUUCGGGCGACAGCCAAGGCAGUGCCGGGGAACACGAUGGCAAUGAGAACAUCCAAGACUGGCUACUCGACGCUGCAAUGGUAAAAAUUCAAGAUACAAAGCACCGCCAUUAUCUCGCACUCACCCACAUCAUCGACCAGGUCCAGCAGAACCUAUGCUCCGACCAAGCCCUCCCGAUUGAGAUCUCGCUCAUCGAUAGAAACCUGCACAUGUUCGAGCAGUUCAUGGAGAUCUUCUACUGGCGCGCGAUGGAGAAGCAGGGUAAAUUGACGAUCAAGGUUGGCAUGGCAGGCCCCCAGUACUACGAGAAUCCGGAUAGUCUGAAGAGGUGGGAAGAUGCUCUAAGCUACGUGUCGAGAGAUCUUGAUGAUGCUAUGGACAUGCGCAGUCUGGUGUAUGGGACAAGCGGGGGCGUUAAGGUGCUUAGAGCUCCAAGGCUGAUUGGGCCGGCGAAGGAUAGGUGGGAUGAAGAGUGGGAAAGGUUGUAG